CUCCCGAGCGAGAAGGGUCCCGCCGUUGGCUUCGCUCCGUGGGCAGGCAGGCGGGCAGGCAGGCGGCGGCGCUCCGGGGGCUCCAGCGGCCGGCAACAGCGUCCCGAGCAGUCGGGGACAUGUCUUGGCGGGCGGGGCCCCGGCGGGCCGCUUGGAGGCGACGGACGGCGACGGCGGCUGAGACGGCGCUGAGGCCGAGUUCGCGUUCCCUCUGGAGACUGCACCGCUCGACGGUCUUCCGCCCUUGAAGGCGCCCGGCCGGCAUCGGGAAGGAGGAAGCGGCCCCCGGGGCGCCCCAGCAGCACGUUUCUGCCGCGGAGCUAAGACAUUGAGGAUUAUUCUGGCCCCAGGAGGCGCAGCAAUGAAGCUAUUGGAAAACUCACGUUUUGAAGCUCUAAACUCUCAGCUGACAGUGGAGACAGGAGAUGCGCACAUCAUUGGCAGGAUCGAGAGCUACUCAUGCAAGAUGGCUGGGGAUGACAAGCACCUCUUCAAGCAGUUCUGCCAGGAGGGCCAGCCGCACGUUCUGGAGGCCCUGUCGCCCCCACAGACCACGGGGAUCAGCCCCAGCAGGCUCAGCAAGAGCCAGAGUGGUGAUGAGGAGGGGCCGCUCAGUGACAAAUGCAGCCGCAAGACUCUCUUCUACCUGAUCGCAACGCUGAACGAGUCCUUCCGUCCUGACUACGACUUCAGCGCUGCCAAGAGCCACGAGUUCAGCCGGGAACCAAGCCUCAACUGGGUGGUGAAUGCUGUGAACUGCAGCCUCUUCUCUGCUGUGCGGGAGGAUUUCCCGGCCCUGAAGCCUCACCUCUGGGACGCUGUGGAUCAGGAGAUCUGUCUUUCAGAGUGUGACAUCUACAGCUACAACCCGGAUCUGGACUCGGACCCCUUUGGAGAGGAGGGCAGCCUGUGGUCCUUCAACUACUUCUUCUACAAUAAACGGCUGAAGCGGAUUGUGUUCUUCACCUGCCGCUCCAUCAGCGGCUCCAUGUACCCCCGCCCGGAGGCAGGAAAUGAGCUGGACAUGGACCUGAGUGAGGAUGAUGCGGCAGAGACUGCUGAGGCCUGCGACCAAGAAGGGAGCAGCAUCGAGGAGGACCGGAGGCAAGUGAUGUGCAUGUGACGGCCUGGACUGCCCUUUCCCAAGGAUGACACCUCCUCCGGACUCCCCCCUCCCUGCCGACCCAGCCUCCUCUGGCUCUGGCCGCCUGCCCUGCGGGUGCUGCGUGAUCCGUCGGUGCCUCGGGCUGCCUGUCGGCCCCCCAGUGCUCUUGCUGUGCAGCAAUGGAAACCCUCUUUUCAGACCAGGGCCGGCCGUUCCUGAAGCACUUCCUGGCCCAGCCUGUGGCCGAGAAACCGUUCAGAGUCCCGUCAGUGGGGAGUGGGGCAGGGCCAGGCCUCCCGUUGCUCCCAGUGCUGCAUCUCCUGGGACUGGCUGGCUCUGGGAAUCGUCCGUCUGUUUCCAGCGUGGUCCGUUGGGCGGCUUCUUGGCUGUGGCUUUGGGCGCCUUUUUACAUUUCCUGCUGCUGCAGCAGAUGCUGAAGGUUGUUGGAUGAAAGGUGGAAGCUGGACUAGUGGGGGGAAGGUCCCCCCCCCAACCCCCGUUCUGAAAACUUGCCUGAGACUUGUGGCACUGAAUGAGCGGAAGGAGGCCUCGCUGGGUGGGAGCUGGGCUUGAGUGCGCUGCCAAUGUCACUUUGCUUUCCGAAAGCCUUGAGAGUUUAUUUUUGUAUUCUUGCCCCCGAACCUGUGGUGGCGUCCCGUGGGGCAGAGCUGGGGCCGGCCCGCCUUCCAUCCCUGCUCAGCGAGUCCUUCCGUUCUCCUCCCUUCUCUGGCCCGAGGGCUGGUUGAGGGGAGCGUGUGGUGCUCUCGCCCCUUUGGCUGGGGCAGCAGCUCUCUGUGCCCCUCUUCUUGCCCCGUUCCUUUCUCUCUUCCAUGAUGUGCAAAUGUCCCUUCUCCCUCCCUCCCUUGUUCUCAGCCCUGACUCAGCUACCCUAAUGGGUGCUGUUCUUGACCUCUGGGCCGAAAGGGGGGGGCUUAUUUUCCUCUGGCCUUAGAGGUAGCAGAGAGGAAGGAUUGCUUGUCCGGCCGCAAACCCGGGGCACCUGAAUGGGCAGGGGCCCCCUCCCCCCCUUGAGCUGGUGCUGGCUGGAAGAGGGGCGGUGCUGGGCAGUAUUUCUUCACUGAAGCAUUUGCUGAAGGGAGCUCUUAGAAAGCAGCCUUUGGGCUUCUCCCUCCCCGCCAGGCCUGGGUGCUUGUCAGAAAAAACAGUCUUUGAAGUGGGGGGGGGGGCUCUGCUUCCUAGGCCUUGGCCCAGGCGAGACACUUCCACUCACUCUUCUCUUCUCCCUACUUACAGUUGGCCAAGACCCCUCCUCUGGGAGCCGCUGGGGCUGGCCAUCCCCUCUGCCUCUUCCUGCCUUUGCAUUCCUCACACUCCCCCUUGCAGGCAGCCCCUGACUUGGGCUGUUCUUUGCCUCCCCCCCCCCGCUUGUUUGCCUCCUCCGUUUGUUUUAACAAUGUUGCCUAGUAAUUUACUGUUGCAGCUAUAAAGUUUUUCUGUGGUUUAAA
Molecule: messenger RNA, 2571 nt
Organism: Eublepharis macularius
Lineage: Eukaryota; Metazoa; Chordata; Lepidosauria; Squamata; Eublepharidae
Gene: MAF1
Product: MAF1 homolog, negative regulator of RNA polymerase III
Exons: 8
Coding region: 362-1123 (253 amino acids)
Biological process (GO): negative regulation of transcription by RNA polymerase III
Cellular component (GO): nucleus
Molecular function (GO): RNA polymerase III core binding
Source: RefSeq, a predicted model, not a curated record